This is a messenger RNA of Chelonoidis abingdonii (Abingdon island giant tortoise), 1199 nucleotides long. The record is from RefSeq and is a predicted model, not a curated record. Lineage: Eukaryota; Metazoa; Chordata; Testudines; Testudinidae.
CCCAGGGGAACGCCCCACUGGGCAACUGCCCUAAAGUCAGUUCCUUGUUCCGGCUGCUCUGUUCCCCUGCCGAGCAAGGUGCCCCGGGCGGGGGUAAGAAGGGCGCCCAGCGGGGCUGUACCCCAGAAGAGCCACUGGUGCGCCCCCUCCCCCAGCAGAGACAGGGGCGGGGGCUCGUAGCUGGGUUGGGGGAUAAUUGAGAUCAAACAGCUGAACCGUGGAAGUGACCCCUGCUCUGCCCCAGAGAGAGAAGGGGAAGGGAAAGCUGGGGACCCCCACACCCCAACUUGGGGCAGCAGCUUUCCGGGACGAAGGCGGAUCCGGGAUCCGGCUGAUCACAGACAGAGGAGAGCAGGAGAAGGUCCCCGUCCACAUGAAGUUGCAUGAAACCAGCGUCCUGGGCUACUCCCGCAUGGGGGCGCCCCCCGACCGGCGGGGGCGGCUGUACAAGAAGAGCGAACGCAGCAGCAGCUACCAGCGGCGCUGGUGCGAGUUACGGGGGAACCUGCUCUUUUACUGGGAGCGGCAGGGGGAGCGCGAGCCGCUGGGGCUGAUCCUGCUGGAGGGCUGCACGGUGGAGCUACAGGAAUCCGCCACGGAGCCUUUCACCUUUGAGAUCUCCUAUUCCCACGGGUCGCUGGGCCACCGGGCUUACAAGAUGGCUGCUGAAGACCAGGCCUCCAUGGAGGGCUGGGUGCGGGCUCUGAGCACGGCCAGCUUCAACUACCUGCGGGCCCUGCUGAGAGAUCUGGAGGGCCAGUACCGGGCUGGCGGGGCCCUCAGGGCGACACCACUGGAAGAGAGGGCUGUGGUGCGCAGCCCAUUGGUGGCAGCACUGGGAUUGCCAGACUUUGAAGGGCUUCACCGCCAGUUUGGGGAGGAGAUUAUGAAGCUGAGGGUGAGGUGGAGGGAGGGGAGAGCAGGAGGGGACCAGACAGCGCAGGGGGACCUGAUUGAUUUCGAGUAGGAGUGGGGAAAGGAGGCAAGCUGGGGGGCAGGAUGGGUAGGGAAUCCCCAUUCAUUGCCAUCGAAUACAGGAGAAACUAUGGGGAACCCAGGGACAGGCGAGCAAGGGGCUGCAGGUCAGGAUUAAGGGGCACCAGCCUUGGUGGUCUGGGGUGACUGGGAAAUGGGGACAAAAUAUUUGUCAAAUAUUAACACUGUGAAGAUGCCUUUACAAUAAUAAAAUUCUUCUAUCU